Brenthis ino (lesser marbled fritillary) is the source of this 348-nucleotide messenger RNA. Lineage: Eukaryota; Metazoa; Arthropoda; Insecta; Lepidoptera; Nymphalidae. The record is from the annotation of a GenBank genome assembly.
AUGGCCGCUUUCGUCAUGUCCGCGUGCGGCGCGCCUGCGCUAAUAACACUUUCGGAUGUUUGUUUUCACUCGACUUGCAUUCGAUACGAAUCUUUUAACACACAACGUUUCCUUCGAUUGAGUCCGUUUCGCGAAGGACGAGGUGAUCAAUCAAGAUAUCGCGUCACAGAUAUAGAGGUCGUCCGUAGUGACACCGAGAGGACGAGGAACAUGCGUCGCGAAACGCUCUGUGGCCGAGCUGUCGCGGCGAGGACGCGAGUGCGCGUGUCCACAGCGCGCGGCGACGUCAGGCCGGUGCGCGUAUCGACGCCGCGCCGGCCCGCGCCUACCUUCACUCCUUACGAACAA